This is a messenger RNA of Helianthus annuus (common sunflower), 1948 nucleotides long. RefSeq names its product probable serine/threonine-protein kinase At1g54610. Gene Ontology annotation, biological process: positive regulation of transcription elongation by RNA polymerase II; protein phosphorylation. The coding region runs from base 66 to 1814 and encodes 582 amino acids. NCBI's taxonomy places the organism in Eukaryota, Viridiplantae, Streptophyta, Magnoliopsida, Asterales, Asteraceae. The record is from RefSeq and is a predicted model, not a curated record. Gene Ontology annotation, cellular component: nucleus; cyclin-dependent protein kinase holoenzyme complex. Gene Ontology annotation, molecular function: cyclin-dependent protein serine/threonine kinase activity; RNA polymerase II CTD heptapeptide repeat kinase activity; ATP binding. The transcript has 7 exons.
UUUUUCUUGUCAAUGUCACCUUCUCAAACAGGCUGUCAAACAUCACUUACAUAGGUAUCUCCUAUAUGGGUUGUGCUCCAACAAAGCCAUUAGUGGAUGCCACAACACAUCAAGGUCUUCACAAACUCAAGAUGGAAAAUGGGUAUGUGAGAGGGUCAAGAAAGUCAACUUCCGGUGGCCGGAGUUCCGGAAGCUCCGGCGGCAGUGGUCGGAAGGAGAAGGCGGUGAGUGGUAGAGAAAUGGAAGGGACGCGGAGAAGUAAUGGUAGUGGUGGUGGUACGGGUGGUAGUAGUAGUGGUGGUGGUGGUCGUGGUGGUAGUGAUGGUGGUGUGGCACGGAGGGGUAGUAGUGUGCCCGUGAGAUCGGAUGAGCUUGAUGAGUUGGUGGAUGGGUGGCCGAAAUGGUUGACGGAUAAUGUCCCGAAACAUGCACUUGAUGGUUUGGUACCAAAGAGUGCGGAAGCUUAUGAUAAACUCGAUAAGAUCGGUUCAGGUACCUACAGCAACGUAUACAAGGCACGAGAUCGAAAAACCAAGAAAAUCGUAGCUCUUAAGAAGGUUCGUUUCGACACUUCUGAACCCGAAAGCGUCAAGUUUAUGGCCCGCGAAAUCAUGAUGUUGCGAAAGCUAGAUCAUCCCAACAUUGUGAAGCUUGAAGGUUUAGCAACAUCUAGAAUGCAAUAUAGUUUGUAUCUCGUAUUCGACUAUAUGCACACCGACUUAUCGAGGAUCAUUUCUCGGCCCGAUGAAAGGCUCACCGAACCUCAGGUGAAAUUUUACAUGAAACAACUGCUUUCGGGGCUGCAACAUUGUCACGAAAGAGGGAUUUUGCAUCGCGAUAUUAAGGGAUCGAAUUUGCUAAUCGAUAAAGAUGGGAACUUAAAGAUAGCCGAUUUCGGGCUUGCAAACCAUUAUGAUUCGAAAAAACCAGUUCCGCUUACUAACCGUGUUGUUACGCUUUGGUAUCGAUCACCCGAGCUAUUGUUAGGUACGACGAUCUAUGGGCCAGGUAUCGAUCUUUGGAGCGCUGGCUGUCUCUUAGCAGAAAUGUUUGCCGGAUGGCCGAUUAUGCCCGGGAGGACCGAGGUGGAGCAACUUCACAAGAUUUUCAAGCUUUGUGGCACACCGUCGUCUGAUUACUGGAAGAAACUAAAGUUGUCAACGACGUUUAGACCACCACAUUCAUACAAACCGAAUCUUCAUGAAGCUUUUAGAGACUAUCCGAAGUCAGCGUUGGGACUUUUAAUGGUUCUUCUGGCUCUAGAUCCUGCUUAUCGCGGUUCUGCUGGAUCUGCUCUCCAACACGAGUUCUUUCACACAAGCCCGUGGGCGUGUGAUCAUAGUGGUUUGCCCGUGAUUCAAGUAGACGAGGAUGAUUUGGCUCAAACAACUGAGCCUAGGAAGCAUAGAAAGUCGAGGACACGACAAAAGUCGAGAACACUAAGAGAUCAACAAACAAAGGAUCAAACGAACGAAAAUCCAAAUCCGGAUUCGACUUCUUUGAAAGAGGAAGUCGAAAAGAGAGUGGAGGUCGUUAGAGAAACCAACGAGCCCCUAAUGACCAAAACAAGUCUAUCUUCAUCCGGUGUCGAGCCAAGCCCAACAGACGAGAUUUUGGCUCCUUUACCAUCACCCGUCGGAAACUUAUAUCAACGGUACCAAAGACAAAUGAGUGAAUCACACCCGAAUGCAAAAAUGAACAUUAAAAACCGGCCCCCAUUGCCCGGUGCAAAGAGAAUAUCAAGCAACUUUAACGGUACGAUUGAUGAUACAACCCUAACCCAUGUUCCGAGAUCCUCGUCUACACGAGAGUAGCGGAACAUGAAUCAAAUCAAACUCGAUCUACACGACGAUUAGAUCGAAGUACGACCUCAAGACAAUUGUAUUUGUUUCUUAUGUCUUUAUUUUAUAAUAUUUUAUAAUUGUUCUCAUAUAUAUUUUUUUGUGUU